Messenger RNA from Achroia grisella, 2085 nucleotides. RefSeq names its product arf-GAP domain and FG repeat-containing protein 1 (gene drongo). NCBI's taxonomy places the organism in Eukaryota, Metazoa, Arthropoda, Insecta, Lepidoptera, Pyralidae. The record is from RefSeq and is a predicted model, not a curated record. Bases 38 to 1078 code for a protein of 346 amino acids. Gene Ontology annotation, molecular function: GTPase activator activity. The transcript is spliced from 6 exons.
GACAAUGUGAAAAUAUUAUUAACAAUUCAAUUCAAAAAUGGCUGCAAAUCGUCGUAAACAGGACGACAAAAAUUUAGAAAUUUUACGCGAACUUAUUUCGUUAAAUGGAAAUAAAUACUGUCUAGAUUGCAACCAAAGAGGUCCCACAUAUGUAAAUACAACCAUCGGUUCCUUCGUGUGUUCGAAAUGUUCAGGAAUGUUGCGUGGUCUAACUCCGCCUCACCGCGUAAAGUCUAUAUCUAUGGCCACCUUUACGCCGGAAGAGUUGGAAUUUAUAAAGACUAGGGGUAAUGAUUAUUGUAGGCGAGUGUGGCUAGGUUUAUAUGAGGGUGAAAGUGUGAACUUUGCUGACGAACAAAACGUUAAAGAUUUUAUGUCAGACAAGUACGAAAAGAAGCGGUAUUUUCUGGACUCCCCUCUUAAUAAUACUGUCGUAAAUGGUAAUUCAUUAUCUAAGACUAAAUCUAAAACGAAAGCCACAAGUAAUAUAGUAACGAACUCGUCUCCAUUGAUAACGAUUUCUCCUCAAACGUCAAAAACUGUACUUAAUAGCAGUGCAAUGGUUCAGACAGCAAGAGUUGUGAACAAUGUACUUCCUGCAGUUAAUGACACAAAUAAUAAAUUGGCAAGGCCCAACAACAAGCUUUUGAUGAACAAUGUAAGCGCACCUUCUCAGAAUCCAGCCACAGUACCUGAUUUUCCUGUUGAUUUUUCAACAGCAAAUAUUUACAACAGCAGUCAGUAUAAUAAUAAUAUAAACAACAAUUUUAUAUCCCAACCAUCAACUGCUACAUUUAAUGCUUUCAAUUCAACUGCACCAGCAUCAAAUGACCGCUAUGCUGCUUUAGCUGAUCUAGAUCUAGCUUUAAGACAGCAGAAUCUGAAAAAUAUGGAAGAAAACAACAGUGUUAAUAAUAAGAACCCAUUCCAAAGUUCAACAACCAAUGACUUAUUUGCAAAUAAGAACCCCUUUUUUAAUGGAGGAUGGAGCACACUGGCUGCACCUGUUUCUGUUAAUCCCUUCAUGUCAUCUCCAAACAAUGGGGGCGUUGUGAACUCGAACAAUCCGUUCCUAUGAUGGAAUUAUGAAUCAAUCAGAGCCAUAUCAAGAUUUAGAGAACAAAUCAACGCAACAAAAGCACAAAUGAAGCUACAAAGUUUAUUAUUAAUUUAUAGAAAUAUAGUUAGUAUAAGCCAUCGUCGUAAUUUUACAUUUAAACUACUGCUACAAAGAAUUAUGCUGGUAGUAACAUAAAAAUGUCGAAACAGAAAAAAACGAUUUGGAUGUGGCCUUAAAUUGUAAGUGUUGUCUUACAGGAGGAUCCGAUAAAUAUAUCAAAAUUUGUCUUGAUUUUUAAUACAAAUAUUUAAAAAAAAAACUGUUAAAUGAGAUAUAUAUUAUAACCACCAAAAUAUUAAAACGAAUGGCAAAUGUUGCCAUUUGGGAACCUCUACAAUGAAUAGAAAAUUUACUACACUUAUAUUUGCAGCUAAAUGAUCUAGUGGUGACCUCGCGGAUGCAAACGAGUUAUAUUGUUAUCACCUCCCUUUCCACGGCAUCUAUGACCAACAAACUGUUUUUAUCUUAAAACAACUGACUACUAUAUACAGUCAAACAUGGUGUAAUACGAUCCUCCUGUUAUCUGGUGUACAUUUAUGAGGUAUUUUCGGUAUCUGCAAAUACUUAACAUUUUUGUAGAUCAAUAAAUUUCAUAAAUUCAAUCGAUUUGAGAAAUUCUUAUUGAUGUUAGAUGAAAAAUGAAUUUGAAAACAGCUAUCCAAUUUAAUGUUUAAUUACCUCCAACUAAGUGCUUUAGUAGACUGAAACAAGUACUAAAGUAGAUACGAAGUCAUGAGUUACAUUGUAAUGAAUAACCAUUAAAUUUUAAAUAUUGACUUACAACAUUUUUAAAUAAAAUAUAUUCUACCUACGAGUACAUUAUGAGAAAUAACAUAUUUACAAUAAUAUAAACUGUUUUCUCUAUUAAAAAAAACCUCUUAUCAAAUAAAGCGAGCGAAAACGAAGUCAUGUUUGUGAACUACCCGAGACAUCUUAAAUCGGUUAUGUUCUAUUGUGGUUCAUAG